Molecule: messenger RNA, 1296 nt
Organism: Cylas formicarius (sweet potato weevil)
Lineage: Eukaryota; Metazoa; Arthropoda; Insecta; Coleoptera; Brentidae
Exons: 5
Coding region: 55-1254 (399 amino acids)
Source: RefSeq, a predicted model, not a curated record
AGAUUAUCUCGGCGACGUUUGUCGUCGACCACGGUACGAUCUGUGUCCGCAAAGAUGUACGUGGACGUGCUCGCCGGUUUCAUAGUGCUCUUCCUCGUCUUCUGCCUGAUCAACAACCGCAAAGAUCCGAAACGAGUGUUCGGGAUCUACAGCCGGCCCGGCAAGUGGUACUUCGCGAAGUACCCCGCCAUCUUGACCCUCCUCUUCCUGCGCAGAUUCAAGUUCUACCUGCUGGGCAAAGACCGCGUCCUGGACGUUGCGCAGCUCGAAAAGCUGCAGCCCCUUUCCUCCCACCCGCUCGCCUUCGACGCCGUGUUCUUCCACGCCGUCUCCCAAAAUGGUGUUUACAUCUGCGGCGGCACCGAGAGACGUCAGGACGCCAAGGUCAGCGGUCUCUUGUACGUCCUGGUGCCCGAUCACGGCCUGCUGCUGUCUAGCAAGCUGCCCGACACGGUACUCGACGCUGACGCGGCGCCCGCCCCCAAAGAGUACGCCGCCGAGGGCAUAAAGUUCACCCCCGUCGAGCCCAUGAGGACGUGGAGGGUGUCGUUCGCGGGAAAAAUGAGGUUACAAAAAGACCCCGCGAGGCUGGUAGACGUCGACCUUAAGGCUACCUGGACCAGCGACUACCCCUGGUUCUUGUACGAGGUCGAGUUGCCCCUGAAGAAGAUCGCCAGGUCUAUAGCCCUCGAGCCCUGGACAGAAGACCUCUUCCGCAACCUCAAAGACGCUCACCAGACUCACUACGAGCAGAUGGGGUACUUGGAGGGCACCCUCAAGGUCGACGGCAAGGAGACGCGCCUCAGCUUAGACUCGUUCCGCGACCACAGCUACGGUUUCAAACGCGACUGGAGCCUGAUGCACCGGUACAUCUUCCACAUGUUCUACUUGUCGAAUCAAACCAGGAUUACCUUGGGGUUGGUGUGCCAGCCUUGCACCUCGACCGACCUCGAGUUCGGCUACGUGGUGCUACCCAACAGGAAGCUAGAGACGAUAGAUCACUGCGACCUGGUGCUGUAUCAGCACGGCGAGAACGGUACGCCUAGCGACGAGCUGUGUUUCACUUUUGAAGCGAACGACACCACCUACGAGGUCAAGGUGACCUACGAGGUCACCCACGUCCACUUCAAGGGUAAAAAUCGCGAGGCAAAGAUGUUCGAGAGGUUCUUCAAGUGCGAGGUGAACGGGGUGACGGGCAGGGGCAUCUCGGAAUGGCAUUACAACGUUGCCGGUGCGACCAAGCGGUCCGUCUAGUUUUUGUGUCACUUGGGGGGAUAAAUACAUACGAUAAACGUU